Nilaparvata lugens (brown planthopper) is the source of this 5033-nucleotide messenger RNA. RefSeq names its product probable phospholipid-transporting ATPase VA. Gene Ontology annotation, molecular function: magnesium ion binding; ATP binding; ATPase-coupled intramembrane lipid carrier activity. Bases 308 to 3970 code for a protein of 1220 amino acids. The record is from RefSeq and is a predicted model, not a curated record. Gene Ontology annotation, cellular component: plasma membrane. Gene Ontology annotation, biological process: phospholipid translocation. Lineage: Eukaryota; Metazoa; Arthropoda; Insecta; Hemiptera; Delphacidae. The transcript has 21 exons.
AAAAUUGGUGUGAAUUUGGUUUUGGUUGGUAUCUUCGUAUGGGACUUCACUUCUGACAAACUUCAUGCCUACGUUCAUUGUGGAAUAAAGUUGUACACUGGUUGGUGGAUCUGUAAUGCAUGCACAUUCAAUUUUGCCUGCGUGUGAAAAGUAUGACACGUUUAAAUCUAUUCAGAUUUAUUUUUUAAUUGUGUUAUUUUUGCGAGGUAUCUUAUUUCAUUUUUGAAAAUCUUUCAUGUGCAUCAAGAAAAUGAGUGUUAUCUGUUUGAUCUUAAAAGUGUUUACUUAGACGUUAUGAUGUUGGAUAAUGAACAGUCCGCUUUGUCAUCCAGUUCUGUAUUCAGACUGUCCAGAGUUGCUGUUGGCGGUGACCAUGCCGAAAGGAGGGGGAGGGUUGGGGGUGGACACCGAGAUGGGGGUCGGAGGGGGGGUGCGUGCGAGGGGGCAUUCGCGCAGCGCGAGUCACGGCGGCGCAACAGCCGGCGCAACGCUGUCGCCUGCGACGUCUGCGGGCGCGGUCGGACGGCCGUCUGCGCUCAAGCAACGCGGCCACCAGCGCGCCUUCUCGCAGGGCAUGAUCGAGGCCGACGGCAUUAGCUUUGUGCGCGGCCACAACCGCGUCAACUCCAAGACCGACUUCAUCCUGCCGCCAGGCCACCGCGAGAACGACUCGCUCACCGCGCUCACCCAGAAAACGCGCGGUCACUCGCGCCAAGCGUCGCGGUCCGAGUCCAUCUACACGCUCCGCAAUAACGCACCGGCGCCCAAGUGGCGUCAGCUGCUUUGUGAUUGGCUGCAGCUCAUCCCCCCCGUCGAGGAAUCCCGCUUCCGGACUGUUGUCCCCAACCACCUCAUCCCCCCGCACACCCCCGCCAAAGAGCACCCGAACGGCAACCGAUGCAACAACCGCAUCUGCACCACCAAGUACACUCUCCUAUCCUUCCUCCCCAAGAACCUUCUAGAACAAUUCCAUCGCGUGGCCAAUCUAUACUUCAUAUUUAUUGUGCUACUCAACUGGUUUCCGACUAUCAAUGCGUUUGGCAAAGAGGUGGCCAUGAUUCCGGUGAUGUUUGUGUUGGGUGUGACCGGCAUCAAAGACUUGUUUGAAGAUAGGCGCCGCCAUGCCAGCGAUAAGCGCAUUAACAACUCCUUUUGCAGAGUUUAUGUCAGUGAAGAAGAGAGGUACCAAAAGAUACUUUGGAAAGAGAUACGUGUGGGAGACAUUGUACAUUUAUCGAACAACGAGAAUAUCCCGGCAGAUAUUCUGCUGUUGCGGUCGAGCGAUCCCCAAGGCUUGUGCUACGUCGACUCUUGCAAUCUGGAUGGAGAGACCAAUUUGAAGCAACGACAAGUUGCUAGAGGAUUUUUGAAGAAGCAACCAGAAUUCGUUCCAAGCCUGUUCAGAAGCGUGGUUGAAGUGGAGGCUCCAACAACGAAGAUCUACAGGUUCCAUGGUGCUAUCAUUCAUCCUUCAGGAGAGCGCGUUCCUGUUGGCACUGAGAAUCUACUCCUUCGUGACUGUGUGCUCAAAAAUACCGACUAUGUUGAGGGCAUUGUCGUCUACGCUGGCCACGAAACGAAAGCGAUGCUGAACAACAACGGGCCGCGAUGGAAGCGCUCCAGUCUGGAAAAGAAGAUCAACGAGGACAUAAUGUGGUGUGUGGUGAUUCUGCUGGUGUUCUGCUGCCUCGGCGCAUCCGGCAGCUGGCUCUGGCUCUCCUCCUUCCCCCUCCACACCCGCAUCCCCUUCCUGCCCUAUUCCGCCAGUCCCGGCUACGAGGGCUUCCUCACCUUCUGGACGUUCAUCAUCAUCCUGCAAGUUAUGAUACCGUUAUCUUUGUAUGUGACUGUGGAGAUGGCGAAACUUCUACAGGUUUAUCACAUCAACAAUAACUCUGAGCUUUAUGAUCCCGAAACUGAUAAAAUGGUUGAAUGUCGUGCUUUAAACAUCACAGAGGAAUUAGGGCAGGUUCAGUACAUAUUUUCUGAUAAGACUGGUACAUUGACAGAAAAUAAGAUGAUAUUUCGAAGGUGUACUAUCAAUGGUGUUGAUUAUAAUCAUCAUCCUCCUACAGAUCAACAACAGAAGGAUAUGGGUGGUCACGUGAACUUUGUGUCAGUGAAUAGUCGCCUUGAAACCGACCUGAGUGGUGACAGUGCCGUGUCACACAAAGUGCGAGAAUUCUUCCUGGUGCUAUCUCUGUGCAAUACUGUUGUCGUCGCCAAGCAUCCACAUCAUGACAGUAUGAACGCCAGCGGCGUAAUCGAGCCGGAACUAAGCACCCACGUCGAGUUCAUUCCGAAGCCGCAGACAUCUACCACAGUGUCCAGUUCGCGGUCGCGCUACCGCCGGCUGGCCGAGAGUCGCUCGAUAACGCCGUCGCCGACGCCGCUCUCGACAGCGUCAGCCGCUGACGACACCAUGUCCACAACGCUCGAGGAGGAAUCGCCGCCGCGACCGCCGCCGCCGCCGGAGGUGCGACAGUCACUGCGCGAACGCGGCCUGCCGUCGCUGAUCAGUUUUGGUCGCGCGACCACACUGUCGCCGAUCGCGUCGUCGCCCGACUCGUCCCCCACCACCAAGCAUACCGCCGCAGCUGCAGCCAACUCGCCGCCACGGCCCAAGCUGCUCAACGUGCCCAUGCCUGCCAUUCUCUCCAGCGUCGUCUAUCGGCGCAACAAGAAUGGUGUUAACAAUAAUUCACCGAAAGUGCCAGAGUCUUCUGCAGUGAAGCCAAUCUAUGAGGCUGAAAGUCCUGAUGAAUUGGCUCUCGUGGAGACCGCCUACAAUUACAAUGUGUGUUUACUCUCUAGAAUGCCUAAUUCUGUUACCGUUGGUAUGCUAGGGGAAAAUCCUGUUGAUUACGAGAUAUUGAAGGUGCUUCCAUUUGACUCGGCUCGUAAAUGUAUGUCCGUAAUUCUCAGGUUUUCCAGUAACGAUCAGAUCGUUAUGUUUUGUAAAGGUGCUGACUCUACUAUUCUAUCGAGGCUAGCUCCAAUAGAUGAUCUACAAUCGCAACAAAUGUUGUUUAGAACACAGCAGCAUCUUAACCUGUAUGCGAGACAGGGAUUGCGGGUGCUGGUGAUGGCAAGGCGCCAUCUGAGUGAGAGCGAGUUCUCCAACUGGGCGACGCGACUCGAGGAGGCCGAUCUGUCGCACGACGCUAGAGACAGGAAGCUCAGGGAAGCCUACCUCGAUAUAGAACAGAAUCUCACCCUGAUCGGUGCGACGGGCAUCGAGGACCGACUGCAGGAGGGAGUGCCUGAGACGAUUGCGUCACUGCGGGCGGCUGGCAUCGUGGUGUGGGUGCUGACAGGCGACAAGCCAGAGACGGCCAUCAAUGUGGCCUACUCGGCGCGCCUCUUCUCGCCCAGCUGCGAGCUGCUCAAGCUGUUCGCGCGCAACAAGGAGACAGCCGAGUCCACCAUCCACCUCUAUCUGGCGGCGGUCGAGGGCCGCACCACCACUGAUGUAACAAAUCAGGGCCAGCCUUCAACGGAGAACUCAACCAGAUCGGAGAGAAUUUCUAACAACAGGAAGAAAGCUCUUGUAGUCGAUGGAAAAACAUUAACGUAUAUUCUAGAUAGACGAUCAAACCUACAAGAACCAUUUCUGCGACUGACCAGGCACUGUACGUCAGUGCUGUGCUGUCGAGCUACUCCUCUGCAAAAGGCCUACAUUGUGCGCAUUGUCAAACAACAACUCAAAACUAGAACUCUGGCUAUCGGUGACGGCGCGAACGACGUGUCGAUGAUCCAAUCAGCUGACGUUGGCAUUGGCAUCUCGGGCCACGAGGGAAUGCAGGCCGUCAUGUCGUCGGACUUCUCGAUGCCUCGCUUCAAGUUCCUCGAGCGACUGCUGCUCGUGCAUGGCCACUGGGCCUACGACCGGCUUGCUCGCAUGGUCCUCUACUUCUUCUACAAAAAUGCUGUGUCUACGAUCAAGAUGUUCCACAGCAAAUAUUGCUGACCAGGCCAGGCCUCUACAAGCAGGGCAGGCUGGGAUUCACCUAUCAAAGCCAUUCGUUUUGGCUCACAACAGCCGAUGCCUUCUAUCAGAGUAUUGUCAUUCUCUUCAUUUCUGCUGAGGUUUACAAUGAAACAGAUGCGGGUAUUUGGGAGUUCGGAAUUGCAAUUGUAACAUCAUGCAUGUUUGCUAUGUUGCUACAAGCAGCGUUAGAAACUAAAUCAUGGACCAUCCUUCAUGUUGGAUCGAUUAUUCUAUCGCUGGGAGGCUACUUUGUCUUCUGUUUCAUCUACAAUUCGAUCUGCAUGCAAUGCUUGGGCCUCCCCAGCAACGUGUGGGUGCUGCGUUCAACCCUCGCUUCUCUCGAAUUCUGGUGCCUAGUGCUACUGUCUACAGUAGCCGCUCUUCUACCAAGGGUUACAGUAAUGGUGCUAAUCAAUAUCUAUUGGCCGAGUGAUACAGUGCGAGUUAUGAUGGAAGAGAGGAAUGCCAUGAAACAUGGAGAUAACUUUCUUGUCUCGUGGUCCAGAUCUACUUCAACAUCAUCAAUAUACAGAACGGGCGAAGCGCCUCCCAAAGACACAGCAGUGCCGAUCGGCGCCACGCUGACGGCGGUUGGCUAACGGCGGCCUCCAUCCUGUGACUUCCUCUAGUUUGUAAACUAGCAAAAUGGCUGUGAUAAUUAGGACCAACUCAAACAACACAUUUUAACCGGACCAGUGCUGCCAUCAUAAGUAUGUUGCGUGUCUUAUAAUCAAACAUACAAUUUAUUGACUGUCUAGCAUCAACGAAAUUCACUCGUGAAGUGACGACGAUGACAAUUUUAUUAGAGACAAUUUUCAAAUUUUAUUUCUAUUUUGUUUUGUUCUUUUUAUACAUGUUAAUAUUUAUUCCAACAUUUUUCACCUGCGUGGUUAUAUCUUUUCCUGUUUUUUAAACAAUUUACAAUGUUUUCCAAGUAUGCUUAGAAUGUAUUAUUCCCUUACAUGUAUAUUGUAGAUAUGCUUAGUGGCAUAAUUAUUGUUGUUAAUUUUGUAUCAUACGAAAAAUUCCAAUUGUAAUCAAA